GAGCAGGAAGGCUGCCUCGCUGGAGCUGUGUGGUCUUCUCCAAGCCAGAGUUGCAGGCAAGAGAACUACUUUGCUUGGGGAAGAAGAGGAGGAAUUCAUUUUCUGCAGCCACAAGAAAAGCAGUGUUUUCAGGUGCUGACAGCCAGCCCCCAUCCUCUGAGGAACGUGAAUUUGGCAAAUGACAUGCAGGUUCUCCAAGACAGAGUAACUGCAGAAAAUCCUCAAAGGACCCCAUCUACAGAUGUCCUGAAUACCUCUGAGUAUAGCAAUUGAUUAUUCAACCAGGAUACCUAAUUCAAGACCUGCAGGAACCAGGAGACAGACAUUUUGUCAGUUUUGCGACAUUGGACCAAACACAAUGAAGUAUUCUUGCUGUGCUCUGGUUUUGGCUGUCCUGGGCACACAGCUGCUGGGGAGCCUCGGUUCAACCGUCAGAUCCCCGAGGUUCAGAGGACGGAUACAGCAGGAACGAAAAAACAUCCGACCCAACAUCAUUCUUGUGCUCACCGAUGAUCAGGACGUGGAGCUGGGGUCCCUGCAAGUCAUGAACAAAACCAGAAAGAUUAUGGAGCGUGGGGGGGCCACCUUCACCAACGCCUUCGUGACGACGCCCAUGUGCUGCCCCUCCCGCUCCUCCAUGCUCACGGGCAAGUACGUGCACAACCAUAACAUCUACACCAACAACGAGAACUGCUCUUCCCCCUCCUGGCAGGCAGUGCACGAGCCUCGGACUUUUGCUGUCUAUCUGAACAGCACCGGCUACAGAACAGCUUUUUUUGGAAAAUACCUCAAUGAAUAUAAUGGCAGCUACAUCCCUCCUGGGUGGCGAGAAUGGCUUGGAUUAAUCAAGAAUUCUCGUUUCUAUAAUUACACUGUUUGUCACAAUGGCAUCAAAGAAAAGCAUGGAUUUGAUUAUGCGAAGGACUACUUCACAGACUUAAUCACUAACGAGAGCAUUAAUUACUUCAAAAUGUCUAAGAGAAUGUAUCCCCAUAGGCCCGUUAUGAUGGUGAUCAGCCACGCGGCGCCGCACGGCCCCGAGGACUCGGCCCCACAGUUUUCAAAACUGUACCCCAAUGCUUCCCAACACAUAACUCCUAGUUAUAACUAUGCACCAAAUAUGGACAAACACUGGAUCAUGCAGUACACGGGACCCAUGCUGCCCAUCCACAUGGAAUUUACAAACGUUCUGCAUCGCAAACGGCUUCAGACUUUGAUGUCAGUGGAUGAUUCUGUGGAAAGGCUAUAUAACAUGCUUGUGGAAACGGGGGAGCUGGAGAACACUUACAUCAUCUACACCGCCGACCACGGUUACCAUAUCGGGCAGUUUGGACUGGUCAAAGGGAAAUCCAUGCCAUAUGACUUUGAUAUCCGUGUGCCUUUCUUUAUUCGUGGUCCAAGUGUAGAACCGGGAUCGAUAGUCCCUCAGAUCGUUCUAAACAUUGACCUGGCCCCUACCAUCCUGGACAUUGCUGGACUCGACACGCCUCCCGACAUAGAUGGCAAGUCUGUCCUCAAACUUCUGGACCAGGAAAAGCCAGGUAACAGGUUUCGAACAAACAAGAAGGCCAGAAUUUGGCGUGAUACAUUCCUCGUGGAAAGAGGGAAAUUUCUACGUAAGAAGGAGGAAUCCAACAAGAAUAUCCAACAGUCAAAUCACCUGCCAAAAUAUGAGAGGGUCAAAGAGCUGUGCCAGCAGGCCAGGUACCAGACAGCCUGUGAACAACCGGGGCAGAAGUGGCAGUGUGUCGAGGACACGUCUGGCAAGCUUCGAAUCCACAAGUGCAAGGGCUCUGGUGACCUGCUCGCCGUCCGGCAGAGCACGCGGCACCUCUUCUCUCGCGGCUUCCACGACAAGGACAAAGAGUGCAAUUGUGGAGAUUCUGGUUAUCGGGCCAGCAGAAGCCAGAGAAAGAGUCAGAGGCAGUUCCUGAGGAACCAGGGGACCCCAAAGUACAAGCCCAGAUUUGUCCAUACCCGACAGACACGUUCCUUGUCGGUUGAAUUUGAAGGCGAAAUAUAUGACAUAAACCUCGAAGAAGAAGAACUGCAAGUCCUGCGACCGAGAAGCAUUGCCAAGCGUCAUGAUGAAGGCCGCCAGGGGCCCGGUGGCCGCCAGGCCACCAGCGGUGGUGACGGGGAUGCGUUGCUGGCCAACAGCGGCAGUGCCGUGGGCCUGCCCGCCACCGUCCGGGUGACGCACAAGUGCUUUAUUCUUCCAAAUGAUACAAUCCAUUGUGAGAGAGAACUUUAUCAAUCAGCCAGAGCCUGGAAGGACCACAAAGCAUACAUUGAUAAAGAGAUUGAAGCUUUGCAAGAUAAAAUUAAGAAUUUAAGAGAAGUGAGAGGACAUCUAAAGAGAAGGAAACCUGAGGAGUGUGCCUGCAGUAAACAGAGCUAUUACAACAAAGAGAAAGGUGUGAAAAAGCAAGAGAAAUUAAAGAGCCACCUUCACCCAUUCAAAGAAGCCGCUCAAGAAGUAGACAGCAAACUGCAGCUUUUCAAGGAGAACCGCAGGAGGAAGAAAGAGAGGAAGGAGAAGAAACGGCAGCGCAAGGGCGAGGAGUGCAGCCUUCCUGGCCUCACCUGCUUCACACACGACAACAACCACUGGCAGACGGCCCCGUUCUGGAACCUGGGCUCUUUCUGUGCUUGCACGAGUUCUAACAAUAACACCUACUGGUGUUUGCGGACAGUUAAUGAGACGCAUAAUUUCCUUUUCUGCGAGUUUGCCACGGGCUUUUUGGAGUAUUUUGAUAUGAAUACAGAUCCUUAUCAGCUCACGAAUACUGUGCACACGGUAGAACGGGGCGUCUUGAAUCAGCUACACAUGCAGCUGAUGGAACUCAGGAGCUGUCAAGGGUAUAAGCAGUGCAACCCAAGACCUAAGGGCCUUGAAGCUGAGGACAGUUAUGGGACGGAUGGGAAGGUUAGUCAGCCCAGUCUCACUGCAGACGUCAUCUGGCAAAGCCUGGAGGAUCUUUAUGGUGUGAACGGAAGCAUCUACGAGGACAGACCAAACUAUAGACUUAGUCUGGUUGACUGGACUAAUUACUUGAAGGCUGUAGAUAGAGUAUUUGCACUGCUGAACAGUCACCGUGAGCAAAAUAGAGCAAAUAAGACUAAAAGUGCUCAAAGUGAUGGGUUCCUGGCUGUGUCUGCUGAGCUCUCGGCACCAGCAGAGUCAGAUGAAGACCCAAGGCACAGGGUUGGGGAAGCAUCUCCUUUGACCUUGCCGGCUGACCUUCCUACCCUGCGUUCCCACCGACCAAUAUCCAGUCCAGAGAGUAAACUUGAAUGGAAUAACGACAUUCCCGAAGUUAAUCGUUUGAAUUCUGAACACUGGAGAAAUCAUAAAACUGACAAAUGGAUGGAGCAUGAAGGGAUCAAUCAUCUUGGAACUGAUUUCAGUGGCGAUGGCAUGUCUGAGCUGGUGCAGCCCAGGCCCAGGCAGCAGAAGGGACUUCCUCAGGCUGGUCCUCCAAGAGAAGAUGCUUCCGAACAUCGACUGCAUCUUCCUAUGCAUCCUGAUGCUGACUCCACUCAUCGGGUGAUCAGAGCGUCCACCAAGGAGCAGCCUGUUUCCUCCAGCAGCACGGAGAGGAUGUCAAACCAGGUGGAGAAGAAUCACAGGAGGGGACGCUUACAGAGUCUGGAAGGCAGUGCCUCCUUUCCACUCUCCUCUGAUUAGAUGCCAUGUUACCUUACUCUAAACACAGUAUUUUUUUUUUAACUUUUUCUUAGUAAACUAAUAAAGGCAGUCCUGACAACCAACAUUCCAGACUCCCCCAGGUACACCCGUACUGUGGUGAAGUCAGUGCACAUGUGAGCAGUACUCACCCAGGGACUCAGUGUUCUAAGUCACCAUUUGUUAAGAGUAGAAAGAAAGGUGGAUUUGUGGAGUUUCGUUUGUUUGUUUUUGGGGGGAGUACUAAAAACAGUAUUAUCUUUUGCAAGUUGUAGGGACAUGCGUAUAUAAAUGUUACCCGAUCAAGAUGGCUAGCAUGGUGCCUUUCUGAGUUUCUGAAACUUGACAUCCUCGGUGAAAUUUCAGUCUGUUUUUCCACUGCCUGCCAAGUGUGGUUUUGAUUCAUUUUUAACCACUGGAAUUUUUCAAGGCCCUCGUUUUUAGCUCAGUGAUUUUGCACUUUGAGAUCGGAAUGCCAUGUCUAUUUGGUUAGUCUUAUUUUUUUUCCAGGCUUGUCCCAGUCACUGCUCACUCUGAGUGUGACAAAGGAAAACACACCCCCAACAAUGAUACACAGUAUGGAUCACAUAUUGUUCAACAUACACUUUUGCCAGAAAAUAAUGCAUGUUGUUUUACCUCGACUUGCUAAAAUUGAUUAGCAGAAAGGCAUGGCUAAGGAUGUUGGCAGUAAAAAUAAAGAAAUAAACAAAACAAAGAUUGCCUGCUUUCUCUGUGCCUAGCCUCAAAGUGUUCAUCAUAUGCUUAAAGUUGCUAAAUUUUUAUUUUCUUAACAGGAUGAAAGGACUGAAGACUUUUUUUUUUCAUCUUUGUUUUGUUUUCUUGACCUGGCUAAUAAGCUUAAGUGUUGAGAAAAUAUAUUUAGUUUUGAAUUUAUGUAAGGAUUUUUUUUCAAGUAAAGCAAACUCAUGAAUGUUUCAUAAUUUAAAUGCACCAUAUGUGUUGUAUGAUUAUUUUUAAGGCCUUCACCAGGUUCUGAUUUUUUUAAAGGCAUAAUUCAAAACUGCUUUUGAAAUUCCGUGUUCUUGAAAAUAUUCUCAUCAUGUAUUAGAUGUUUAAAUACCAGCAAAAGGAUUAUUACCUCAUUGAGAGUUACCAGUAUCCUAGCCAACUUCCCAGGAAGGCUUUUUUUUUUUUUUUAGCUUAACAGUAAUUUUCGUUUUAUUUUUAGACAAUUCAAACACAUAGGUAAAUUAUGUUUCCUUUAUGUGUUUAAGGUAAACUCUUUUAAAGAAAAUUUAAUAUGUUAUAGUUGAAACUUUGAUAACUUUAAGUCUUUAUCAUAGACUUUGUACAUAUGUUAAAAUUAACUAGCUCUUUAUCAGAUGCGUGUGUCACUGGCUGAAUGACAGAUGAAACAUAUUUAUGGUCAUGAAUGAUGUGCUUUGUAAAAAGGUUUCAAGUUAUUAGGAAGCAUACUGUGUUUUUAAUCUUGUGUAAUAUUCUGUGAUACUUUUAUAGAACAAUUCUGGCUUCAGGAAAGUCUAGAAGCACUAUUUCUUGAAAUAAAA
This is a messenger RNA of Hippopotamus amphibius kiboko, 5217 nucleotides long. It is a transcript of the gene SULF1, whose product is annotated as sulfatase 1. NCBI's taxonomy places the organism in Eukaryota, Metazoa, Chordata, Mammalia, Artiodactyla, Hippopotamidae. The record is from RefSeq and is a predicted model, not a curated record. Bases 359 to 3691 code for a protein of 1110 amino acids. Gene Ontology annotation, cellular component: cell surface; plasma membrane; endoplasmic reticulum. The transcript has 21 exons. Gene Ontology annotation, molecular function: calcium ion binding; N-acetylglucosamine-6-sulfatase activity; glycosaminoglycan binding.